Manis pentadactyla (Chinese pangolin) is the source of this 1262-nucleotide messenger RNA. RefSeq names its product natriuretic peptide C (gene NPPC). NCBI's taxonomy places the organism in Eukaryota, Metazoa, Chordata, Mammalia, Pholidota, Manidae. Gene Ontology annotation, cellular component: extracellular region. The record is from RefSeq and is a predicted model, not a curated record. The transcript has 3 exons. Gene Ontology annotation, molecular function: hormone receptor binding; hormone activity. Gene Ontology annotation, biological process: cGMP biosynthetic process; receptor guanylyl cyclase signaling pathway. The coding region runs from base 260 to 643 and encodes 127 amino acids.
CCCCCACCCGGCCCUCGGCGCGUGUGCCAUUGGCCCGGGCGGCCGGGUGGGCGGGAGGAUGACAUCAGCGGCAGGUUGUAUUAUAAAGGCUUGAGCGGAGCCGCGGGCUCAGAGCGCACCCAGCCGGCGCUGUGCAGCACUGGGACUCGCUCCCGCACCGCAGCCCAAGCAGUCUGCUCCGCGUCCGCUUGCCCGUCUACCCGCCGGCCCCGCGCGCUCUUGCUGCCGCCGGUCUGCGCCCCUGGACCCCACCGGCACCAUGCACCUCUCCCAGCUGCUGGCCUGCGUCCUACUGCUCACGCUACUUUCGCUCCGGGCCUCCGAAGCCAAGCCCGGGGCGCCACCGAAGGUCCAGCGAACACCGCCCGGGGAAGAGCUGGCCGAGCCCCAAGCCGCGGGCGGCGGUCAGAAGAAGGGCGACAAGACUACUCCCGGGGGUGGCGGAGCCAAUCGCAAGGGCGACGGGUCGCGACUGCUCCGGGACCUGCGCGUGGACACCAAGUCGCGGGCGGCAUGGGCCCGCCUUCUGCACGAGCACCCCAACGCGCGCAAAUACAAAGGAGGCAACAAGAAGGGCUUGUCCAAGGGCUGCUUCGGCCUCAAGCUGGACCGGAUUGGCUCCAUGAGCGGCCUGGGAUGUUAGUGCGGCGACCCCUGGCGGCGGAUUGGGAACUUGCACCAUUUUGCUGAGGUCAUCCUCGGUCAUCAGCCUCCCAGCAUCUGGAAGAACCUCCAACGCAAUGUGGCUUUUACAUUUCUUCUUUUUUUUUCCUGGUACUGGGAAUACACAACACCAGCUGUUUUAUUAUUAUUUGGGAUGGGGGGGUAUGAUUUUAUUGUUUGGGGUUUUCUUGAAAAUGAAAAAUAAAAAGUUAUAUAUUAUAUAUAUAUUAUAUACAUGAAACACACACCUACACCAACACGAUGACAAGGGACAGUUUUUAAGAGACUGACAAAGCCAGCUGUAAAACAUUGCUGUUUGUAAAUUCAUGUCAUGCAUAAAUGUAUUUAUGUUGUAAAGCUAUUUAUAUUGUUUAUAAAGAGAUAUUUAUAAAAAUUUUAUUUAUGUAACUAAAUGAAAGAAGUCAAUCAUUGUAAUGUUUUUGUCUUUACUAGUUGAAAGAUGUCAAAAAAAGUCAUUCCAUGAACAUCUUGAAAACUGUCUUUAUUUGUUCAUUGCCUUUAUUUUUUAGGAGUUAGUCUGAGGAAAAGGGAGAAUGUGAAGACAAAACUUUUGCCACUAAAUGGAUCCAACGGCCGUG